CGUGGCACCUCGUGAUGACCGAGCAGUUCCUGCAAGUGGUGCUGCCUUACAGCGGCGACCAGCUGUACGGAUUCGGAGAGAGCGGCCACGAGCACAUCAACCUCGCGACUGGAAGCGGCACCAUGUUUUCCAGGCGCGUCAGUAACUACAGCACGCUGGCCAGCGCAAACACGAACUCGGAGAACUUCGCCGGCGUUCACCCGUUCUUUAUGAACCCCAAAGGAGACGGAACAACAUGGGGUGUUCUCAUUCUCAACAGCAACGCGAUGGGUAAGUUACGAACGUCGCUGUCUUGCUUUGUGAAACUUCGUGCAAUUUUUUUUCUUUUUUUUUCGUGUGGUUAUAAUCUCUUGAUUCCAGAUUUCUUUGUGAGUUCUAAAAAAGAAAGAGAGAAAGAGAGAGAGAAAUUUUCGCUGUUCUUCAGGCUAACAUCGCUAAAUUAGAAGACUUCGUUGUACCGACUCUAUUUAUCGGUAUCGGUGCGUCGCGAAUUCGCGACGUUUGGCGUUUGGUCCGUCUUCGGCCAUAGGAGCUCAAAAUUUAUGUAGCUUCGAUGCGAAAUCAGGAACGUCUUUUUUCCUUCUUCCUCAAACGCUCUUUAGCAAAACUCAUGAGUUUGGUCUUGCUAGUGGCAAGCUUGUCUGCACACUCAAGCCUCUUGCGAUGAGGCGUCUGCGAUGCAGAAAGACACAAGAGCGUUGCUGCAUUUUAUACGACACAGUACAAUACUUUAUUCCCGUACAAUGUGUAUGCACUUUGUAAGCAAAUCGGGGGAAUAAAAGCUCAGGAGCUUGACGGGUCCCGGUUUCCUGCAGGGCAACCAUUGGCGACAGGUAGCAAUGAAAAGAUGGAGUAAAAGGCAGAACGUGAUACGCACACAUGCCUUGUGUGCCACGUAAUUUGUUCAAAAAAAUAAAGAAAGAGAGAAAGAAACUCGCGCGGCACUUUUCCGUGUUUCGCGAGCUUUCUUUCAGGCUUGGAAAAAGGAAACUUUUAUGUAGCACUUUUCGAACAGUAGAAAGCUGGAUCGGGAAUUUUUCGGCAUGGCCUACAAUUUUCUCAUUGACACUUUCGCUCUGAAUAUAAGAUUUGGGCCGGUGAAUUAUAAGUUGGAACUAAUUAUGUAAUUAGGCGAAAUACAAAUCUGACUUGCUCCAGACAACGGCUAACUGCGUUACCUUGGUUCCGUCCCUCUGCGUGGCAUAUUGUUAAAUGUUGGCACAAGUUAUUUGGAAACCCAGGAUAUACAGUGUGCCAGCUAACGUUAGCCAAACUGUUCAACCAAAAAAAAAUUAUAAUAAAGGAAAACACACGGAUAGCAUAGAUAAAAGAAUAUCUAUGUCGCUGUUUUCAAUUUUGCUUAAUAUGGCGGGCAGUCAGUACUUUAGCGUUUAUGUUCCCGAAUUAGUGCGAUCUGUCUGUCCAUUUUCCCGAUUUCAGGGUGCCAAAUAAACGGGCAAAUUCUUUCUCAGGCCAGCUAAAUUACUGAAUGCGUUUGUUUUAUUUAGUAAUUUGAAUCUAUAUAAGCAAGGUUUCUAAGUAUUUGGUUUUUCACUGGGUAGUAAAAGUGCAUGCACCCGCUGUGGGGUUGCUUACCGGCUACAUGGCCUUGCGCGGCUGAGCUUGGGGUCGUGGGAUCAAAUCCCUGUAGCAGCGAACACAUUUCGAUCGGGGAGGGAGAAAAGAAAGAAAGGAAAAAACUCCCACGUGUCGUGCAUUGGGUGCACGUGAAAGAUCAUCAGCUGGUCAAAAGAUUAUCCGUAGUCGACCGCUGCCGCGUGCCUCAUAGUGACAUCAUGGUUUUGGCACGUAAAAAAAGCUCAGAAUUGAAAAAAAAGUGUCAAUGCAACGUAUAACAUGCAACACGACGCGUACUUCACGUGCUUCCGGGCUCGUAUCAAACGUGCGCACGUUAUGCAUUGAACAGAUUACACGGUGACCCCGAGCGGGAACAUCGCCAUUGCGACCACGGGUGGAAUCCUCGACCUUUACUUCUUCGUCGGCUCCACGCCCACCCAGGUGGUUCAACAGUACCAAAAGCUCGUUGGACUUCCCUUCAUGCCACCGAUCUGGGCACUGGGGUAUCAAGUGUGGAUGACCAAUUACACGUCGCUCAACGAAGUCAAGGGCGCGGUCACAGCUCUCGACCAGGCUGGCGUGCCCAAGGAUGUCAUCUGGCUGGACGUCUUCCAAGGUUCAAAAGCGUUCACUUUGAACUCCGCUUUCGGCGGUCUUCAGGCGUACAUCCGGCAGCUGGCAAGCGUGGGCAUUCAAGUUGGCCUGGUCACAAAUCCGGCUAUUCCUGCCGACAACGUUACGCGGUACAGCCCGUACACAACGGGUCUCGAAGAAGACGUAUUCGUCAAGACGGGAUCAGGAACCAGCGGUUCUGACCCUAACGCUGUGCUUUAUGCGAAGGGGCUACCGACCGGUCCUUCAGCCUUCCCAGAUUUUCUGAAGAACUCUACUAGGCAGUGGUGGAGAAACGCCAUCCUGGACUAUCAGGAAUCCACCGCCGACUUUGACGCAAUGUUCCUCAGGCUGAAUGAACCGGCCGAGUUCAGCGGAUCUGCUUCCUGCGAGCGAAACGACGUGGGGUGCCAAAUGUGUCCUCAGAAUCGAUGGGAAUACCCGCCGUAUGUACCAGUCGCCUACAGGAACGAAGAAGGCAACGCAACGCAGCUUCGUAAUGGCACCCUCUGCAUGAACGCGGCGUUCGGCGAAAGGCUGCGAUACAAGCACUACGACGUCCACAGCAUCUACGGUUGGAGUCACAGCAUGGCGACGCAAUGGGCGCUGACCGAUCUCAUCGGCGACAGGACCCUCGUGAUUUCUGAAUCUACAUACCCUUCAACUGGCCGGUAUGCCGGACACCUCGUUCAACUGCCAGACUUCGGAGAAUGGUCGGGCCUUAGGAGAGCCAUUGUGGCUGUCCUGGAGUUCAACAUUUUCGGGAUCCCCUAUGUUGGAGUCCCCCUCUGUUCGGGGAAUAGCUCCACACUCUUGUGCCAGAGAUGGAUCGAACUUGGGGCCUUCUUUCCCCUUGGACUGGACUUCAGGAUGAAACGUUCAAAUGCAGACACACUUUCCAUGACACCCGCGGCCCUUGAUGCCGUCGCUAUGAGGUACAGUCUACUGCCUGUUCUGUACGCACUGUUCUUCAGGGUCAGCUUCAGCGGCGGAACGGUUGUGAGACCACUGUUCUUCGAGUUUCCGCUGGACAAAGCCACCUAUGCCCUCGACGAACAAUUCAUGUGGGGUUCUUCCAUCUUAUUUUCUCCAAUUUUAGACAAGGACGCAACUACUCAAUCUUACUACCUCCCGCCUGACGUCUGGUUUGACUUCACGUCGGGAUUGCGUAAAGACGGAUCCACGGAAAUGAAGAGCCGCAGUGUAACGGAGAACUCGACACUACUCGUCCACGUGAGGGGAGGGCAGGUGCUCCCAGUUCAGCCCACACUAAAGAACACCAUGGACAGGACAAAAGUUCCGUAUGACCUUUAUGUUUACCCCAAGGACGGAUUCGCGACCGGUGAGCUCUUUGUCGAUGACGGCAUAUCUCAAGGAACCGUUGAAUCAAACCAGUAUGACCUCUUCAGUUUUAUUCUAGCUCAGAACCUCCUACGUGUAUCGAUCAGCCAUUUCGGGAACGGGACGCGACAGAAUGCGACGGUCAGGAACAUUGUGUUCUUCGACGUUGACGCUGCACCAUCGAGGGUGACGAUGAACAAGAACAGCCUGUCUCAGAACUCGGUGCUCCACGAUCCCACCAAGAAGAGCCUGACGGUGACGGUGAACCUGCAGCUACGCUCUCUCAACAGUAUGGCUACAGAGGCCGUUCUGCAACUCUACUGACAUAGUCGACGGCUCCGAGAGUCUAAUCAGUGCCAUGCCCAAGAACGAGCUUUAGCGGCUGGCGCUGUUCGGGGAACGAAACAAAGAGUUCCUUACAAUACUACAUUGAUAGAAAUAUGGUGCCGUCGCCUGUGCGAUUUUCGUAACGGACGCUGUGACAUUCGAAUGCCGAGAUAUGAAAGAUUCGGUAUGUGCUGCAUGUGAUUGGACGUGAUUCGUUGUCAUGACUGAGCCAGUGACACAUUUUUUCUUUAUUUAUUUCUGCAAAUGAAUCUUCACCGGAAAUAUGGUUCAUCCACUUGUGCUUUCUCGCAUGUAACCUAACAGAUAAACAAGGAAAACGAAAACCUAUUAUGAUCGAAAGUUGAAGCCCGUGCACAAUGAUCACAAACCUCGUCUUAACCCCAAGGUUUACAUUUUGAUGUGAAUAUGCACCAUAUCGCAAUCAGUCGUUCUUAAACAGUUGCUUACAAUACAAAAUCAGCAUUUUACAUACCGUUUUCGUGGAGACUAAUCUAUCGGGGACAACGCAACACUGAUCACUGUCACAAUGCAAAAAAAA
Molecule: messenger RNA, 4417 nt
Organism: Dermacentor andersoni
Lineage: Eukaryota; Metazoa; Arthropoda; Arachnida; Ixodida; Ixodidae
Source: RefSeq, a predicted model, not a curated record